ACCUUGCCUUAUAAAUCCACAUCGCCCUGCGCCCCCUACCGCCCUCUCUAGUUCAUCGGAGACUCCCGCAUAUUUUCCAAAGUGCCCACCAUGGCCAACACUGAAAACCCUCCUGAUUCUUCUGCGCCAGCCGUUACCGAAGCACCGAAUGUGGGGAAAUCGGCCAGUCCCGCGGGGGGUUCACCAUCGCGACCAUCCUCCUUGAAUCUUGCUCAGCACCAGCUGCUAGCAGCUCUCAGGGCAACCGACGUUACUAUAGGCCGCUUAGACAAGCUCAUGACAUCGGCCUAUGGCCAAGAACGAAUUUUCGCUGUCACCGGUUAUCUUACCCAUGCGCUCCAUCACCUCCUCGCCUCCGCACCAUGGAUUGCCCUCCAGACACGAUUGGGUCUUCUAGCCCGACUGAGGUCAAAAGCCAAACAGACCCCACCGAACGCGACUCCCUCACAAUCCCGGCUUCUUGCCCUGUCCGCUCUUAUGUCAGAGACCCGCUAUAGCCUCCGGCUUCUGGGCCUCUUUCCUCUUUGGACCUGGGGCUCUGCCACAAUAAAGUCUCCUCCAUCAGACCGCAUAAUUUACACCCUGACCCUCCUCCAGGUGCUUGUGAACAUGAUUUACCAAGCACUUGAGAAUGUCGGCUUCCUAGCCUCCAAGGGUGUAAUCUCGAAGAAGCUAAUCGAUCGCUGGGGAGGUAUCGACAAGUGGUAUAUAUGGAGCACCCGGGCCUGGUUUGGGCACAUCUUCUUUCAAUUCUUCGUACUAUGGAGAGAGCACGUACUCCGCAAGAGGAGAAUGAGCGGCGAAGUGUCGAAGGAGAAGCAGGAAGAAUCCCUGAAAGCUGAGCUCCGCGCCUGGAAGAAGAGCCUAGUGAAUAAUACCUGCUGGGCUCCGUUGUGUCUUCACUGGUGCUUCGAAAAGGGAAUUGGUUUCCCCGAUAGCCUGAGCGGAGUCGUUAGUUUCAUGGCUGGGGCCUGGGGCGUUUAUGAUUUAUGGACCGCGACUGGGCGGUCCUAGACCAAACAUGAUAUCCGGCUGGGCUGUGAUCUGUACAUAAGUUUGAUUUUAGAGUAUAUUAAGUGGCGCGAUUCGGAGGGGCGCUGAACCUUAAAAGAUUUCAUGAUAGACUAAAAUUUCGCUAAUUUAUAUAGUUCCAUUGCAGAGCACAUAUUAGCAAUUGAUACUGAAGAUAGCCUCCAUUA
Messenger RNA from Aspergillus alliaceus, 1199 nucleotides. RefSeq lists its product as uncharacterized. Gene Ontology annotation, biological process: peroxisome fission. The record is from RefSeq and is a predicted model, not a curated record. Lineage: Eukaryota; Fungi; Ascomycota; Eurotiomycetes; Eurotiales; Aspergillaceae. Gene Ontology annotation, cellular component: peroxisomal membrane. Bases 91 to 1014 code for a protein of 307 amino acids. The transcript has 2 exons.